Messenger RNA from Opisthorchis viverrini, 353 nucleotides. RefSeq lists its product as hypothetical. The record is from RefSeq and is a predicted model, not a curated record. NCBI's taxonomy places the organism in Eukaryota, Metazoa, Platyhelminthes, Trematoda, Opisthorchiida, Opisthorchiidae. The annotation marks the transcript as partial. The transcript has a single exon.
AUGUAUGACAUGCAUGAUGAGGCGGAAAAUCGGUGGCAUUCACUCCCGUCUUCGGACAAUGCAAUUCUGUUGAAACAUGAUGAGAACGAUACAAUUGCAACGUUCCUCUAUCAGUUUAUUGGCAUCCAGGCAAGAGAAUAUACUGGUCUGCUUCGUGCCAACUGCGUCAGUGAGUUCAUCGUGGCUGGGGAGAGUCAGGAUCUCGCCGUGUUUGAUCCAGUUGUCCGUAUCGAAUGCACUCAUAUGUUCACUGUACAACAAGGUGCGAGUGGAUUGCCUUGGAUCAAGUCGGUUUUCAAAGACUUUGACAGUCAGCCGGUUCCGAUUGGCUCGAAAUUCGAGUGUUCCGGUGG